Messenger RNA from [Torrubiella] hemipterigena, 5158 nucleotides. The record is from the annotation of a GenBank genome assembly. Lineage: Eukaryota; Fungi; Ascomycota; Sordariomycetes; Hypocreales; Clavicipitaceae.
CCAACCUAGACUGGCGUGCUUUGGUACCGCCUACAGUUACGUACACUGCGGCGCUCGCUGUGCAGAAUUCAUCUCCUUAUCGUUUUUGCCUCUUGGCCUUCUUUUCCUUUCAAACACCGCAUGCCACGUCCCCCGACCGUCGCCAUCCCCAAGGUCAACCCCAUCAACUGGAUCCAAUAAGGCUGCGGGACGUAUUUUCUUUGUGUUUUCCUCUUUCUUCUUUCAACGACGCCGCCUGUUGCUGCAACCACCGAAACACCACCCGCCGACCGUGUGUGUGCGCUGUUGCAACGCUUUCCAACCCCCAACUCCGCCGCUGUUGCGACUUCCUCAACCACCAAAACGCAGCACAACCGCACGAAUCGCACGAAUUGAACGCCGUCUAGGCAACCAGCCGCGACCAAACCUGCUUUUGGGUGCGAAAAACACCCAAAUUGCCCGCCUCUGCGCUGGUCAUGACAUCAGCGAGCGGUCCCGGCCACGGCAGCCCGAUGAUCGCGGGGGCUCUCCAUCCCAACACGGAUUUCCACGACUUUUCCGAGGAUGAGCUUGCUGCUUCCAACGUUUUCAACUUUGCCGAUAGCCCCGACACCCUCCAGACCCUAGAAUCCGCCGCCAGCGCCAACAGCAAGGACGCAGCGGCCUUCCUAAACCCCCAGCAGCUCGCGGCGGGUCCGUUGCCGGACUCUCCCAACUCAUACCACGACGACUCGUCCGAGUCUGCUGAGUCUUCUAAGCGCGCAGACAGCUCCGUCUCCUACAAGACGCCCGCGAGCACCACAGACGCCAGCAUGGCCGAUACUGGCGAUGUAAAGAUGGAAUGGGGCGCUCACAACGGCUACGGCUCAUACGACGAUGACGAUGCCGCCUUCAACUUUGGCUCAACGGCAGACUCGUCACACAUGACGGGCAUGUACGGCUUCGACGCCCAGGAUGACAGCUUCAUGGACCAGUCCUUUGACUUUGAGAGCGCCUCAAGCAGCCCCGACGCCCUCGCCGCGGGGCCUCCGCUCAAUGUCGCCUCACCAGCCAUGCCCACCAUCAAAUCCAACAACACGCCCAACAAUGCCAAGCUUGCGAACAAGCAGAAGCAAACACAAAAGAAGGACAAAUCUGCGGCACAAUCAGAUUCCAGAGAAGUCUCGCCAAUGUCGACGUUAGUGGCCAGCCACAACUCAUCGCCGAGCACAAAUUUCUUGAACUCGCCGCAGUCCAACAUGGGUCUCGACUUUGCAGUCAUGAGUGCCAACAACAUGUGGCCCAACGGCACCGCCAUGCCUGACGGAUUCGCCAACGGUUUGUCACAGUCGAUGCCCAUCCCGCAGCAAAUGCCCCUCUUCAACACACCCUUCAACUUUACCGGUGGCUACGAACUUCGAAUUCUGCCGACGCCGUUAAAGUCGAGAGUCGAGACCCAAAUCCCCAUUAAGAUGACCUUGUCACCGCUGCCUCCGGGCGUCACCAAGCUGCAUCUCCCCGCUCACACAAUCUCAAAACCUAAGCUCCUGGCAAAGCCCCCUCCAACGCGGACGCCCGACACACUCGAGCUGCACGUCAGUCUCGUGUGCACAAGCGCCAUGGAGCAGCCUGAAUUGAAAAAGGCUGCCCUACAAAGAGCUUCCGUAGCCCCGCAAGGCAACCCACCCAUGCCCGACGAAGAAGACGGAUCGGGACAAAAUGGAGGUGAGGUUCGCAUCUGCUCAGGUUGCAUCACCAGAGAGCGCAAGAGAGCUGCUCGCAAGAAGAUCAAGAAGCCUGAUGAGGAGAAGAUGUGGAGCCAGGAUGAGGAGCGCCGAGUCAUCGUCUUCAACACCCAGGAAGUGAAGGAGUGGCAGCCUCUCAGCGGCGUGAUGGACUCCAACGGCCAACCCGCUGGAUCAAACCGCGCCAUGCAGAUUGAUGCGCCCAUGAGAAUAGCCUGCUACUGCCGCCAUCACGGUGAGAAGAUGGGCUUCAAUGUCAUCUUCACUAUUAAGGAUCAUCAAGAUCGCGUCAUCGCCCAAGCCAUGUCUAACCCGAUCAUGAUUACUGAUGACCACAAGACGCACCCCAUGGCGCAGCUCAACUCUCAACCUCCCAUGUCCGAAACAGUCACCUCCUCCACUAUCCCCUCUAACCCUGGUCCUGCCAUGGACCCCAACGCCAUCCUCGCUGCCAUGCAGAACGGCGCAUUCCCUAUGCAACAAAACGCCGACGCUGCGUCGCUGCACCGAAGCAGCCAGGCUUCAUACGCUAGCUCAGUUGCCUCGGGCAAGACAACACCUACGCUGAGCAACAGCAAUAUCCACGGCAGAUCCAUCUCGCGACCCAACUCGCCGAGCCAAGGCGGCCCUACAGCCAAGCGACGAAAGGGAAGUAGCUCAAGAGUACCAAACGGUCUGGAGAUGACCCGUCUCGAUACCUCUCCAGCUCCUACAUCGCAAGGAGGCCCCGGUAGCCAUAUCUCCAACGCAGCAUCGCCCUUUUCACCGCACUCAGCGUUCCCCGCCGAUGCCUUCUUUGGCCCUAACGGACAGGCACCAUUUAGCAAUGGACCUCCUACGCCAAACAACGAACAGCCCUCGUUGUUUGCUCCCAACAGAUCGACGAGCAUGGACAACCUGGCGAUGUCUCACCUCUACUCUGCGCCUACUUCGUCACACCCUAGUCGUGCUCCCAGCCCCAAUGGCCUCCGCAACUCCGCCGCGCAAGCCCAAAUCUCACAAGCCCUGGGCACAAACGCCAUGUUUGGUAUGCCGAUGGGUGUCAACUCACCGAGAGCGCCACCAGUCAUCCACAAGAUUAUCCCCAACGAAGGACCCAAGAUUGGUGGCAUCGAAGUCACUGUUCUUGGCGCCGCCUUCUUCCAGGGUCUGGAAGUUUGGUUCGGAGAGCAGCGCGCAACCACGACCACUUUCUGGGGAGAGUCUUCGCUUGUAUGUCUCUUGCCCCCGUCGGCUGUCGCGGGCACCGUUGCUGUCACGUUCAAGCACCAGGGCGUCCAGCCUCAGAGCUUCCCUCUUGGAAAGUCGCCGCCUACCUUCAAGUACAUUGACGAUAACGAGGAUAAGCUCAUCAGAACUGCGCUGUCCGUCUUGGGCCACAAGAUGUCUGGACAAAUGGUAGAUGUCAGUGACUUGGCACGCCGAAUUUUGAACGACGGCAGCUCAGGCUGGACAGGCAAUGGCGGCGGUUCGUCUGGCGGCCAAAAUGGUGGUGGAGCUGGCUUUACUCAGGCGUCUCAAGAGCAACAACACCAUGAGCAUCUCGAGUCACAACUUCUUAAGGUGCUGGAUCUGAUUGACCUUGACGAUAGCACCCACCGAACUCGUCUCGAUCUCCGUCGACCAACCGGCCACACCAUGCUUCAUCUUGCAUGCUCGCUGGGAUACCACCGCUUUGUAGCCGCUCUGCUCGCUCGCGGCUCAAACCCCGAUGCUCGUGACAAAGGUGGCUUCACGGCGCUGCACAUGGCUGCUAUCCAGAACAACGCCGAGGUUGUGCGCCGCCUGAUCAUUGCGGGAGCCGAUCCUACUAUCCGAAGCUUGUCUGGCCUGACCCCAGCGGACGUUACGCAGUCUCGCGGUGUUCUUCGUGCCAUCCGCAGCUCUCAACGCCAUGUUCGAUCCCGCAGCGGCGGCUCGAUUCACAGCCGCGCCAGCAGUGCAACCUCAUUGCGAUCACUCUGGGAACCAUUGGCCCGCGCAAACACACAUGACGGCCCGCUGUCUGUGGAUUCGAGUGAAGAGAGCCUUGAAUAUACUUCUGGCGACUUUGAGGACGAGGAUCCCGAUGAGAACAACUACCUGAGCAUGCGCCGCCCAAGCGGUAUGUCUCAGGAGAUGAGCCGACCCGAGCUUUUGGAUGAAGAGAGUGACACGGAUAGUGCAACUGCUUCGCCUACAACAGCUUUGACGACUGUUCUUAAGGACCAGUUCCAGCAGCAGCUACAGCAGUUGCAACAGUUGCAGCAAUCCAUGACGAUGCACCUACAGAACCUGACACAGUUGCCUCAGAUGCAGAUGCGUGUUCCGGGAAUGCCCAACCUGCCCGACUACCAGUUAAUACAGCGACUGAUGCCCCGCAGAGGUGCCCGCCCUGGCUCCUCCGACUCUUCCAACGACGGUUCCGAAGGUAGCCCAGACGCCCCCGGCAAGAUGGACAGCCGCUGGUGGGAUAUCUCGUCGUACAUUGGCGCUAGCAACAACAACAACACCACUAACAAUAAUGUUUCUGCGCCACCACCUGCGUACGACGAAAUCUUCCCUCAAAAGGAUCUUGAUGAGAAGCAGCGUUCGGCCGCAGCCGCAGCAGCCGACGCGGCAGCUGACCAAAAGUGCGCGACACUGUACGAUACACCGUCAACAACCACCAAGAGCAAGAGCAAGAGCAAGGUGGCUACCAAGACGGAGCAGCCCAAGACAGAGAUGCUCAUGAUUGGUCGCAAGAACGCGAUUACCAAAGAGCAGCAGGAGCAGUUCCUCCGCGCUCACGAGCAGAAGCUCAAGGGCAUCAGCAGCGACCGCAACCUCUUCUUCAUCUGGAUCCCUCUGCUGCUAGUCAUGAUUUGCGCCAUGCUCUACAGCUACUUCCCCGGUCUGUUCCCCUUUGUGUGGACAUCGAUCCGCGCCGUCGUGCAGGUUGGCAGCACAAAGGCUAGCCGCUACCUGCAGCUGAACCAGCAACCAGCAGCUGUACCUGCUGUGGAGGUGUAACCAAACUAUACAAGAAUGGCGUUGAGUGUUAUUCUAUUUGUACCCUUUCUUUACAAAAACCAACAACAACAAAGUAGCUCCCUACUUUUUUGGUAUUAUUGCAGCGGGCGGGGUUUGGAUUCUGUUCCAUAUGAUAUGUUUCUGUUGUGUUCGUCAUCUUCAUGUAUACCGGAGGGAAAGAUUCUCCUGUACCUCGCAGCGGCAAGUGCUUUCUUGCUAGACGCUGCGUGUUUGUUGAUUCAUUUUUAUCCGUUUUUGGUUUCUGUGUCCUGGGGUGGUGGUGCUAGGGUUGUUUUGUGUUUUUCUUUCUUACUACAUUGUGUGUCUUUUAUUCCUCUCUCGGAGCAGCAUGUCUGCAUUUUUUUACCUUUUACUCUCGUUGCGAUUUGGGAAUCAGCGAGUCACGGCUUACUUUACGUAGAUAUAUAGGAUUAAUUCUGCCGCUCUACAAGCGGCUGUACUUU